This is a messenger RNA of Vespa velutina, 2147 nucleotides long. RefSeq names its product nucleolar GTP-binding protein 1 (gene Non1). The record is from RefSeq and is a predicted model, not a curated record. The transcript has 9 exons. Gene Ontology annotation, molecular function: RNA binding; GTP binding; GTPase activity. The coding region runs from base 149 to 2071 and encodes 640 amino acids. Gene Ontology annotation, biological process: ribosomal large subunit biogenesis. NCBI's taxonomy places the organism in Eukaryota, Metazoa, Arthropoda, Insecta, Hymenoptera, Vespidae. Gene Ontology annotation, cellular component: nucleolus.
AUGGCGCCGUAGUAUUCCACGUGCUUUUAAUACAUAUGUUAAAUAAAAAAUAUAUAUAUAUAUAUAUAUUAAUUAAAAACUAACCUAAAUAGGUUUGUUUAUCGUUAUAAUUUUUGUAUAUACGAAAGAACUGUGAAGUGAUAUCAAAAUGUUGUACAAUUUCAAAAAGAUAGCCGUUGUCCCAACAUCAAAGGACUUUAUUGAUAUAAUAUUAUCAAAAACACAACGUAAAACACCUACGGUUAUUCAUAAGAAUUAUAAGAUCACAAGGAUACGUGCAUUUUAUACACGUAAAGUUAAAUUUACACAACAAAAUUUUCAUGAUAGGUUAUCACAAAUAAUACAAGAUUUUCCAAAGUUAGACGAUGUCCAUCCAUUUUAUGCCGAUUUAAUGAAUAUUUUGUACGACAAGGAUCAUUAUAAAUUAGCCCUUGGACAGAUUAAUACUGCACGUCAUUUGAUAGAUAAUGUUGCUAAAGAUUAUGUACGUUUAUUGAAGUACGGUGAUUCUUUAUAUCGAUGCAAACAAUUAAAGAAAGCGGCGUUAGGUCGUAUGGCCACUAUUAUGAAAAGACAAGCAUCCAAUUUGACGUAUCUUGAACAGGUUCGUCAACAUUUAGCUAGAUUACCAACUAUAGAUCCUUAUACACGUACAAUUAUUAUCUGUGGAUUUCCGAACGUUGGUAAAAGUAGUUUUAUCAAUAAAAUUACACGUGCCGAUGUAGACGUUCAACCGUAUGCAUUUACGACGAAAUCAUUGUACGUAGGACAUACAGAUUACAAAUAUUUACGUUGGCAAGUAAUAGAUACACCUGGUAUAUUGGAUCAUCCAUUAGAACAGAGAAAUGUAAUAGAAAUGCAAGCGGUUACCGCUCUUGCUCAUUUACGUGCAGCUGUACUUUAUUUUUGUGACAUAUCCGAACAAUGUGGACAUACAUUAGAAGAACAAGUUAAAUUAUUUGAAUCUAUUAAACCUUUGUUUACCAAUAAACCACUGUUAAUUGUAAUAAACAAGAUUGAUGUGAUACGUUUGGAAGAACUUCCUUUUGAAAAACGUGAGAUAUUGAAGCCAUUAGAAGCGGAUGAAAAUGUGCCAGUAUUAGAAAUGAGUACUUUAACAGAUUUUGGUGUUAUGGAUGUGAAAACACAAACGUGUGAACGUUUGUUAGCUUUUAGAGUCGAUCAAAAGAUCAAGACAAAGAAGGUGGAAGGUAUAUUAAAUCGAUUACAUGUUGCUCAACCAGUACCAAGAGAUGGAAAAAUUCGUCCACCAUGCAUUCCGGAAAUUGUUUUACGUAAGAAACAAGCUAUAGCCGAUAAAAUGGAACAAAAACGAAAAUUGGAAAAGGAUAUAGAGGAGGAGAUGGGCGAUGAUUAUGUACUCGAUUUGAAAAAGAAUUAUGAUAUAGAAGGAGAACAGAAAUAUGACAUUAUACCAGAAAUUUGGGAGGGUCAUAAUAUUGCUGAUUACAUUGAUCCAGAAAUAUUUGAGAAAUUAAAUCAAUUGGAACGGGAAGAACAUAUAAGAGAAGAAUCUGGUAUGUACGAUUAUAAAUUACCAGAAUUGACAGAAACUAUGCGUGAGAUUGUGGCAUUAGCCAAACAAAUUCGCGAGAAGAAAAUAAUUAUGAAGGAUGAAGCACGUAUACAAAAGGCAUCUACAAAACCGGUUAUGCCAAGAACAGCUGCUGCUAAGAUACGAGAAAGAUCUGUCUCGAAAUUGAAAGAGCAAAUGGAAGAUCUUGGCAUUGAUAUGGAAAAUACAGAAAAUGCAAACUUUACGAAAAAGAGAAGUAGAUCUAGAUCACGUUCACAAGUAGCAAAUAAAAGAAUGCGAUUGGAAUCAGUAUCACAGUCAAGAACACGCAGUGUAUCAAGACCUGCACGAGAUGAAAUGGGUAUUAAGGAUAAUGCUAUGAAAACAAAAUUGAAGAACAUAGCGCACAAGGCUUUGAAAAAGAAAAUUGCGAAGAAGGGUCUUAAGGGAGAAGCGGACAGAUUCAUUGGCACAAAAAUGCCCAAACAUUUGUUCUCUGGUAAAAGAGGAGUUGGCAAGACCGACAGAAGAUAAAAAUAUUUAUCUUAAUAUUUCUAAACUUUUUUUUUUUUUUUUUUUUUUUAAAGGAGCAAUUGAUCUAUAUCAUUUU